AAACAUUGAUGUUAAUGAUGGUACCAUGGAUAGUGGCCGUGGUGGUCACUCCGUUAAUUAGUUUUUGUUUUUUACCAUCGAGUCUGGCAAUGUCAGAUGAAAUGAAAGAGUUGGCCCAAAUGCUUCAUAAGACUUGUGUGGAUGAAACUGGAGUAGCAGAAGAACUGAUCGAAAAAGUCAACAAAGAAAAAGUCUUUGUAGAUGACGAAAAUCUAAAAUGCUAUGUCAAAUGCUUGAUGGCUCAAAUGGCUUGCAUUGACGAUGAUGGAAUUAUAGACGAAGAAGCCGUAAUUGCAGUAUUGCCGGAAGAAUUCCAAGCAGAAGCUACGCCCGUUGUCCAUGCUUGUGGCACAAUAAUUGGUAAAAAUGCUUGUGAAAAUGCUUGGCUCACUCAUAAAUGUUAUCAAGAAAAAGCUCCAGAUGGUUACAUUUUAGUUUAAACGAAGAUAAAAUUGUUUAAGUAUAGGGGAUGCUCCAUUUAAUUGCACCAUUACUGAGUUUCCUGAGAUACCUAGCUUAGAUUUAAUGCUUUCAUACAUAUUUUAUUCCCACUACAAUAAAAAUAAUUCGAUAGUUG
Molecule: messenger RNA, 577 nt
Organism: Ceutorhynchus assimilis (cabbage seed weevil)
Lineage: Eukaryota; Metazoa; Arthropoda; Insecta; Coleoptera; Curculionidae
Source: the annotation of a GenBank genome assembly